UUAAGAGUCUUUCGAGAACUUUUCCUCAAUCGAGUUUCGUUCUGGGGCACGAAGAGGCGGUCGAAGUAGAUGUUCGUUAUCUGUGGCUUCUGUGGCUUUCGGAAAGAACCAUGAACCGGUUGAAGGCACUGGUGGCAGUGGCGCUGGCCGUGGCACUCGCUGGGCCGGGGGUGUCAGCUGGCGCCGCUCCCAAGCUGGAGCUGUACACCCUGACGAACAGCGGGGGCGCCAUGUUCACCCUCACGGGACCGCAUCACAACCUGGCUGACGAAGGGUUCAAUGACGUCACGAGAAGCAUCUGUGGUGUGGAGUAUGGUUCCUCUACGAAGACAAAGAUUACACCAAACAUUCGAAAUUUGUGCAUACCUUCGCCUCCGCGACCUACGCCUGUGAAAACCUGGAUUCCUCUCAGUGGGACAAGGUGUCCUCCGUCCGCUACGCCGGCGUGGAGGACAUCACCUUCCCGACGCUGACGAUGUACCACGACGCGAACCAGUGCGGGGCCGAGCUGCUGGUUCUGAGGGACAUGGACGCCCUUCUCAGCGACUUCAACGACGACGCUUCCUCCUUCGUGGUCACCGGCAACUCCAGCUGGACGGUCUACCAUGACAUUGGCUUCGGCGGCGGCAAAGCGUGUCUCGGCCCGAGCAGCAACGGAGGCUGGUACGGCAUCUGGACUCCGGAGGAAAUCGGGAUGCCCAAUGAUCAGGUGUCGUCCGUGAGGAAGGGCUGCUUUGCGGACAAGGUCUUCACGUACGACCCCUCCUCCGCACGUGGGCAGGAAGGGCGCUGAAAAAUACGUCGUGGAGCGUCGACGAAAACACGAGUAAACGACUAUGAUUUUUCACUCACAAAAUAAAUGAUUGGCACUCA
Penaeus vannamei (Pacific white shrimp) is the source of this 873-nucleotide messenger RNA. RefSeq names its product epidermal differentiation-specific protein. The record is from RefSeq and is a predicted model, not a curated record. NCBI's taxonomy places the organism in Eukaryota, Metazoa, Arthropoda, Malacostraca, Decapoda, Penaeidae.